AGCUGCGGAUAAAGUAUUUGGAAGUCAUACAAAUAAAAAAGGUUACAAAAUUCUUCAUGGUUGUUCUGUCGUUCAAGGUGAUGCCGUUACCAUUGAAAGUAUGAAGAUUAUUCUGAAUGCUGCCAAGGAAGCUGGCUAUUCAGCACAAAAUAUAACUGUUGGCAUGGGUGCUGGUCUCUUACAAAAAGUUAAUCGAGAUACGAUGAGUUUCGCCACCAAAUUAUGUCACAUUACUUAUGCUGAUGGAACACAAAGAGAUGUUAUGAAGAUUCCUAAGACAGGAUCCAAAAAGACUAGUUUACCGGGAGAAUUCAUUGUUAAGAAAAAUGAACAUGGUGUGCCAAUUGUCUAUCCCAAAGAGGUUUGCGCUGAAAAUGAUCCUGAAAACUUACUGCGUGUAGUUUACGAUCAUGGUAAAGUAUCGGAAUGGGAUGAUUUUGAUACUAUCCGAAAACGCGUGGCUAAAGAGUGGCCACUUUUACCGUGCUCUUAUGAUAACAUUAGUCCAGAACUUAAAUCGAAAAUUUCAAAUUGUAUUCAAGAGAUCCAAAAUAGUAUUGCGCAAUGA
Molecule: messenger RNA, 568 nt
Organism: Dentiscutata heterogama
Lineage: Eukaryota; Fungi; Glomeromycota; Glomeromycetes; Diversisporales; Gigasporaceae
Source: the annotation of a GenBank genome assembly